UUUGAAGACCGACAUGCGAUCGUGCAUCCUGAGGAACCUGCUAAGUGCGCAGCGAUUGUCGCGCGACGCUCCUGGAAGUCAUAUAUCACGAUCGUUAACGUAUUCACGACUACAGCUGACGAGGAGGUUCUCGAGCGACGUAGGAAACGGCUACAAGGACAAGGAAGAUGACGCGAGUAAGGACACCGGUUAUAACCUCGCGGCUGCUAUGAAUACAAAAUACAAAAUAUUUCAUGAUGAGGACGCUGACAUUAUUUUUGACGUGAGCGAAGAACAACAAAAGAUCCUCCUCGAGGAUUUGAAUAAACAGGAGGAGGAAAUUCAUGAUCCUUACGCCGACAUAAAUUUGGAGCACGGUGUUACUGGAGUAUUUGAUAUCGAUCAACUUGUUGAGUUAUUGGAAAGAGACAAGGCCAAAAAUAUCUUUGUCGCUUCUGUUCCCAAGGAAUUUGCUUACGUUGAUUACAUUGUUGUUGUGACUGGAAAUUCACAAAAGCAUAUGAACGCUUUGGUCACUUUUGUACGCAAAGUUUACAAAUUGAAAAGAUACAAAAACGAGUUGAUACCUAAUAUUGAAGGGAAGAAUUCAAAAGAUUGGAUGGCCUUAGAUUUAGGAAAUAUUGCUUUACAUAUCUUGUCUAAUUCUGCUAGAGAGCAUUACGAUUUGGAGACUCUAUGGUCAGUCGGUUCACAAUACGAUGAUAAGAGUAAUGCAUGUGAGGAAUCGAGCAUUAUGGAUCAGUAUAAUGCCUUCUUAGCAGAUCUGAAACCAGCUGAUGAUACUCGAUGAUUUUCUG
This is a messenger RNA of Cyphomyrmex costatus, 797 nucleotides long. RefSeq names its product ribosomal silencing factor RsfS-like protein, 312 (gene RsfS312). NCBI's taxonomy places the organism in Eukaryota, Metazoa, Arthropoda, Insecta, Hymenoptera, Formicidae. The record is from RefSeq and is a predicted model, not a curated record. Gene Ontology annotation, cellular component: mitochondrion. Gene Ontology annotation, biological process: negative regulation of ribosome biogenesis; negative regulation of translation. Gene Ontology annotation, molecular function: ribosomal large subunit binding. The transcript is spliced from 3 exons. Bases 14 to 790 code for a protein of 258 amino acids.